This is a messenger RNA of Alternaria alternata, 693 nucleotides long. RefSeq lists its product as hypothetical. NCBI's taxonomy places the organism in Eukaryota, Fungi, Ascomycota, Dothideomycetes, Pleosporales, Pleosporaceae. The record is from RefSeq and is a predicted model, not a curated record. Bases 81 to 410 code for a protein of 109 amino acids. The transcript has 4 exons.
CCUCUCAAUCGCACCCGAACCUACUACCCCUCGCUACCGCGAUUCACAAGACUCUUACACAAACAACCACCAUCUCAAACAUGUCAGCUCAGCCAGAGAACCAACAGAUGGAGGGCGUCCAGGACCCCGCUACCGAUGUCAAGGGCAAGGGCAAGGCUCAAGAGGGCGAGACUGUCGAGGAGUCCAUGGACGACGACUCCAGCGACGAGUCUGGUGCUGAGGACCAGGCCGGCGAACCCGAGGAGCCUGAUGAGGAUAACAUGGAGGAGAUUGACACGUCCAAUGUCCUGCAAAGCCGCACGCGCGGUAAGAACAUCGACUUUGCCAAGGCCAACCAGGAGCUCGGCGACGAGGACGAAGAGGAUGAUGACGAGGACUUUGUCGACCCCGAUGACCAAAUGAAGGACUAGAGUGGAGUUGCAUCGUCAACUUCUGUCUUUCGGACUUCUUCGGCGCGUUCGACCAAAUCUUUGCGAGCUCCGUAUUCUGGCUAGGGUUAUGAUAUACGCACAAAAGGCAUUUGGGUAGCGGGGAAAAGACUCUUACCGACGUUGGAGUCGCGGCGCGACUUUUCGCGAUUGAGGCAGCUGGACAUGGAGCUAUGUGCACGUUGAUGUGUAACAUGGACUGUGGACUGGAUACCUCGCGCAUACACAGCACUGGCAUGCGUUAUGAAUGAAAACAAGAAUACCC